ACUACAAAAUUUAUAUCUAGUAAAUAUAUAAAGAAAUGUGGUUAUUUUUUUUUAUAGGAAUUCUAAUAUUGAAUAUUGUAACUGAGGAACUGUAGCUUCAAUUUAUAAUAAAGAAAGGUUAGAAACGAAUUUUGACAAGUUAUAAAAAAUGUCUAAAUCAGAAAUAAUAGAUAAAACGUUGCAAGAUGAGAUAAAUAAUUCUCUAGAUUUUGACGUAACGAUUCCAUGGCCCAAAGAAUUAACAGAGGUACUAUUUUUGAAUUCGUUGCAAUGAGUAUUUUAUAAAAUAAUUAUAAUUGUAAAAUAAGUGUAAAAGGAACUUAUAUCUUUAACACAUCACAGGAAAUUUUACCUGAUCACAUCAUAUUCCCAAAAGAAUUAAAUUUAUUUUUAAGGAAUCGGAUACAGGAUUUAAUUGCUGAAAAUGGUUGUCUGCGUCGGGCACUCGAAGAGACGGAGGAGAAAAUUCACAAAAAGCAAGGAAUUGCAGAAUGGGGGCAUUCAACAAUUUUAGGAAAACCUCACGAAGUAGCAACAGCAAAGAUCAUCGAGCUCAGCAGAAAAUGUCGAGAACAGAUAGCCGAGAUUGAAGUUCUUAAAUCAAAGUGCAAAAAUCUAAAAGUGCAUUUAACUAACAAAGAAACAGAAUUAGAAAAUGAGCGACAUGAAAGGAGACAUUCGAAAACUGAUGACUCCUCUCAGAAGAGUGAGUUAUAUUAAAGAUUUUUCAGUCGUACACGACAUUUUUAUACUGUUACAUUCUUCCAUCAUCGUUCCGUCGUAUUAUGAUCGAGAUACAGGAUGGUAUCCUUGACAAAGGUACCAAGAAUAGUCAGCCGAAGGGGGACGAGGAUCGAAUCAAACAUUUGUACGAAAAGUUACAACAGACUCAAAUAAAGCUCUAUGAAUCCAAAAAUAUUUGUGCCAGUCUUAAACAAGAGAUUAAUAAAUUGCAUAAGGUAUUGUUUUUAAAACUUUUAUCGGAAAAUUUAUACAUAAAUAAAAAAAACAUAGGACACAGACAAGCGAGCGCGCAUGCAAUACAUAGUUUUUAAAGUUGAAAAUUUAGUUAUUGUACAGCGAAAUUGGUGUAAAUGUGAAUUUGAAUAAUUUAUUGAAUCAAUCUGGAUGGCGAGGGAGAGCUGAACAGAUUCACCUGCUACAGCAAAAAAUAACGGAACUACAAUCAAGAUUGUCGGAAUACGAAGGAACGCAAAAGACAUCCAUCGGUAUUAAAACGAAAUUCCGGAGUUGUAGGUUUUUAUUUAUAAGCUGUAUGUCUUGUAUAUUAGUGUCUGUAGAACGGAAAAAUUUGGCAAAUCUUCGAAAUGUUGAGAAAGAGAGGCGGCGACAAAUAGAAGAUUCAGCGAAGCAACUUCGGCAAACGGAAGUCAUCGUUGAGGGAUACAAGAGGAAGCUAGAGGCUUCGAAGGCAAGAAUAAAAGUGCUGGAGCAUGAGUUGAAUGUUGCGAAAGGAAAUAUUGCCAUAUUAAAUGAGAAGAGAUCUCAUGAUAAUCAUUUAAUCGAGACACUCAAUAAUCGGCUUAAAACUACCGAAAUAAAACACGAAGAACGCGAGAUAGAUAUGAAAAAUAGAGCAGAGAAGUUCGAACGUGAGUACACGAACUUAAAGAACGAUUUGCAGUCGGCGCAACUUCAAAUCGAUCGGUUGCGUAGAAGACUAGAAGAACGAGAAAUCGAGAUAGAUAAGUUGAGAAAUGGAACAGUCCCGAACGUAUGGGACAUUAAAUCUCGAAAUAUUGCACAACCUGAAGAGUUAUUAAGUAAUUUGAACCACAGUGGUCCUCCUCAUAGCGCUCGAAGUACAUGCGAACCUAACGAAUAUGUGACUUUGGCUUUUGCUGCUGAAGCUGAAAGAGAGAGACUGCUGGAGUUAAUAACAAUCCUCAACAGGCGUCUGGACAAAGAGAGAAACUAUGCUGACACUCUUUCUAACACGUUACGUAAUGAGAAAGAUAAAUCGGCGAAGUUGGAAUUAAAGAUACGAAAAUUGGAGACAGAAAGAAUAGGGAUUGUUAAAAUUGACACUGGCUAUAAAACGAAAUUACCAAAAUUGUCGAAGGCUAGUGAUAAAGAAAUGAAUGCUGAACAAAUGCGGCUCAAAGUGGAGUUAUUACAAGAAGAAUGCCUCGCGUUGAAAGCUAGAUUAGACACUGUGCAACAGGACAAAGCUGAGGACCUUGCGACUUAUAAGCAGAUGCACGAACAAGUUAGAAAAAUUUUUCACGAAGCCUGCAGAAGCAAACCACUGCCUCCCAUUGGUAGUCGUUCUACCAUUACAGUUUAAUCGAAAUUGAAAACUUUCGAUAGCCUUCUAAGAGUCUAAAACAUUCGAUAACUUUAAUGGAGCGAAACUCAACGAAUUUAUUACGAUUGUACAUCAUGAAUUAAAGUAUAAUGGUUCCACCGGUGAAUCAUAAUUUGAUCAUCGACGUUUGUUAGUUCCUUCCGAAUGGAAUUGUGUAAGAACUACAAAACUGUGUGCGAUGAUGUAACUAGGACACGAGAUAAGGUGCAACGCACCACGUAAACGCGCGUGACAUCGUGGAAGCAACGGUUUCGUUUCUAUCUCUCAUUAUUCUUCCUCCUUUUCCCCUUUUAUAAAACCUGUGUUUGCUCUAAACCACUGUAAACGCGUCAACUCUUGCCAUUGAUAUCGUUCGUCAAUUCUACAUCGGAAGAUUCAUACUUUUCCCUAAAAAUUAGAAAAACGAGAUGUUUAAAAACAAUUCUUUUAUUUACUUUUCUUUAUCGUUUUUCUUUCAAUUACAAUUAUCGGAUGAAAGGAAAGUUUCUUAAAGAGAAAACUAUAAGGAACUAUAAGACUGAUGCACUACUAUUUCUAAGUAGUAGUAUAUCUUUUCCUUUCGAAUGAUAUGAUAUAGUUCAAACAAAGUAAUACUACCAUCUUUCCCAUAUCUUCGUAGAAACUUUCACAAGAAAAGGAAGGUUUUGGCUCAAGCGGAACUCUUUUUUUAUACUUUUCUUUAACCCUCUAAAUAGAAAUCCUAUUCCAUCAACUAUAUUUUAUACGAAAUCUCUAUUCUCAAAUCCAAUUCUGAAUCCGAAUCUAAAAAUGGAGUUUUUUUUUUUUGAAAACCUAACUGACGAUUGACUGCAUGUUGCCACGAAGAUAUUUAUAGAGAUUCGCGUUAAGAAAUCUUACAAGUAAAUACAUCGAUCGUAGCAUCUCUGGUGCAGAAAUAUCUUUCGUAAGAAAAUUCAGUUCAGGGCGUUCCCAUCGACGCUAAGCUCAAGCAUACAGGUGCGAGCUUACAGGUGUUGGCGCUUCUACCUGAUAAGAAGCAUACCCGUGACGUCAGAUCAGCGCUGGUAGAGUAUAUGAGUGGCACCGGAGAGACAUCCACGUCACUCGUUCUUGAACCUCUUCGUUCGUUUGUUCUGCAAAGAGUUGUUUUUUGGUUAUUAUAUUAUCCGUCUCGUUGGUUCGUUGCGCGCCCCUUUCACAUCUUCGUUAUUCCUCACUACGUUUUCCUCACACGAUGACGUGCAACGAGAAGAAGCUGCGAGCGGAUUGUAUGUUCAUGCGGAAGUCUAGCGUGAUCAUUCACGGUUUUGGGACUCAGGGGUACCGAUCAGGUUUCAACGUUCGGCAAACGCAUCGGAACGAAGAAGAAAAGGAAGUGUUAACGACUCAUGGCACGAGCUAACGCACGGAGGUUAUGUUUACCGCGCAAUCAGGUGGCAACGCUAAAGAGGAAGAAGUUACUCGCACCUCCUUGAUAACAAGCAAAGCUGCUAUGCUCAUGUUAUAUUCCACCACGGCGACACUUUCUGUCUUUCAGCGUUUUCUUGCUUAAUAUUGUAUAAGAUAUAAAUGCUUUAUGUGAGUCAAAUUUCUUCUUCUAAUAGAAGCAUCGUUUCAAAUGUUUUAUAUCGUUAAGGACGAUACAAUUUAUGAAAAUCAAAAUCUCUAUAGCUGUAAAGAAUAUUGCUGAUAAAAUGCAAAAAAAACUCUUAGGGUUUUAGGUGCCACAAGGAAGUGAUUUAAACGAAGGAUAACGACAAAAGGCGCGCGCUAUGAAGAGAGCUAUCCAUCGACAGUAUGGUGAUAAUAGACACUGUCAUGGAGUUGCUCUCUUUGUGGACGCAGCUAUGUUCAACGAUUAUCGACGAUAAAAGUGGAACAAAUGCACGAUUAAAGAAAUUUAUUUACUUAUGUAAAUUUUAUCGCUUAUCGUCAACGUAUCAUGAACAUUCUCUAUACAGUAUGAGAUCUCUUUCUCGAUUAUUUCUUGCGAUAAACAGAAAUUAAUGUUUUUUUUAUCAUUGAGAACGAUGUAAACUGUACAUAAUACAAUUUUUAAUUACCUUUUA
Molecule: messenger RNA, 4359 nt
Organism: Bombus huntii
Lineage: Eukaryota; Metazoa; Arthropoda; Insecta; Hymenoptera; Apidae
Exons: 8
Coding region: 1277-2308 (343 amino acids)
Biological process (GO): cytoplasmic microtubule organization; non-motile cilium assembly
Cellular component (GO): centriolar satellite
Source: RefSeq, a predicted model, not a curated record